AAGCGGAUCUAACACUACAGUGCAAAUCUGCAAUCCUUUGGUUCGUUGUUUUGGUUAAUAUCUCGCAUCCUCCAUUAGAAACAUUCGACGUUUACUCGAUCGCAGAGAGCUAGAUCACAGAUUCUGCUGAACUGUUUCAUAUCUCUGGAAUCCUCACCCUCUACUACUCAUGCCUCAAAGGCGCACCACGUCCUUUUCGUUUCCAGUUGAAGAUUCCAGAUCUGAUCCGUGAAAUUCAUCAGAGACAGAGAAAGAUAUAGAGAAAGGUAGAUUUCAGGUAAUGGCUGGGGCAGUUUCUGCUCUGUUUCUCUUAGACAUAAAGGGGCGCGUUCUGGUGUGGCGCGACUACCGUGGAGAUGUCUCCGCCGUUCAAGCUGAACGCUUCUUUACCAAGCUCAUCGAGAAAGAGGGAGAUCCGCAGUCUCAAGAUCCGGUUGUGUACGAUAAUGGAGUUACUUACAUGUUUAUACAACACAGUAACGUUUACCUCAUGACCGCGUCGAGGCAGAAUUGUAAUGCUGCUGGUCUGCUCUCCUUUCUCCACCGCGUAGUUGAUGUUUUUAAGCAUUAUUUCGAAGAAUUAGAAGAGGAAUCACUUAGAGAUAAUUUUGUGGUAGUGUAUGAGUUACUUGAUGAAAUGAUGGACUUUGGCUACCCUCAGUACACAGAAGCAAAAAUUCUUAGUGAAUUUAUCAAGACUGAUGCCUACAGGAUGGAAACUAAUCAGAGGCCUCCCAUGGCUGUUACAAAUGCAGUGUCAUGGCGAAGUGAAGGGAUACUUUACAAGAAGAAUGAAGUUUUCUUGGAUGUCGUGGAGAGUGUUAAUAUUCUUGUCAAUAGCAAUGGACAAGUAAUUAGGUCAGACGUUGUUGGUGCUCUGAAGAUGAGAACUUAUUUAAGUGGCAUGCCUGAAUGCAAGCUUGGCCUCAAUGAUAGACUGUUAUUGGAAGCCCAAGGUCGUGCAACAAAAGGAAAGGCCAUUGAUUUGGAGGAUAUCAAAUUUCAUCAGUGUGUGCGUUUGGCCCGCUUUGAGAAUGACCGGACUAUAUCCUUUAUACCCCCUGAUGGGGCUUUUGAUCUGAUGACAUAUAGACUCAGCACUCAGGUUAAGCCUCUGAUUUGGGUGGAAGCUCAAGUUGAAAGGCAUUCAAGGAGUCGCGUUGAGAUGAUGGUAAAAGCUAGAAGUCAGUUCAAGGAGCGUAGCACUGCAACAAAUGUUGAGAUUAAUUUGCCAGUGCCAACUGAUGCUUCCAACCCUAAUGUUCGGACAUCAAUGGGAUCUGCAUCAUAUGCACCCGAACAUGAUGCUUUAAUGUGGAAAAUUAAAUCUUUUCCUGGUGGAAAGGAGUACAUGUUGAGGGCAGAGUUCAAUCUUCCAAGCAUAACUGCUGAAGAAGGAGCUCCUGAUAGAAAGGCUCCAAUACGUGUGAAGUUCGAGAUACCAUAUUUUACAGUUUCAGGGAUUCAGGUUCGGUACCUGAAGAUCAUUGAGAAAAGUGGCUACCAGGCUCUUCCAUGGGUGAGGUAUAUAACUAUGGCUGGCGAGUAUGAGCUUAGGCUUAUUUAGAACUGCUCCAUUGGCAUUGUGGAACUGCUAAGUGCCUAAGUUUAUCUAUGAGGUGGAAAGCAAGAAUCCAUGUGUUAACAAGGAGCCAUAGGAAGUCAGUUUUCCAGGUCUAUGGUUCGCCAUGGAUACCUUUUUAUUCUUCAUGUCUUCCUACUUCUGGACAUUGUUGUAUUAUCUAAUGGCUUGGCUACUCUAUGCUAGAAACCUUAUUCA
This is a messenger RNA of Manihot esculenta (cassava), 1780 nucleotides long. RefSeq names its product AP-1 complex subunit mu-2. The record is from RefSeq and is a predicted model, not a curated record. The transcript has 11 exons. Gene Ontology annotation, biological process: vesicle-mediated transport; intracellular protein transport. Gene Ontology annotation, cellular component: clathrin adaptor complex; cytoplasmic vesicle. NCBI's taxonomy places the organism in Eukaryota, Viridiplantae, Streptophyta, Magnoliopsida, Malpighiales, Euphorbiaceae. Bases 281 to 1567 code for a protein of 428 amino acids.